UGCGUGUGUCACAGUUUCUCGUGAAGGGUUCACAGUUUUGCGCGUCGCACAUGCCGUCACCGAACAAUCGUUUGGCCCAACAAUCGACGGCCCAAGUGUACGCGAAUCGGUGGAAUCUCGUGCGCGGAAUCCCAUGCCAAGGGACCUAGCGUAGAGGUGUGUGCUAGGACGAAACGAUGGACUCUUCUUCCGCGGUGUCGAUGUGUAUGUGCGGUGCGUUGUUAGCGGAUGUGUCACGGCAAAGGGAGACGAACGGCAGUCGAGGAAAGCGACCAUCGGAGGGAUUGAAGGAUAUUGACGAAACACAGCCUACUAAUCCUGCUGUAAUUGACUAAAAAUCCGCCCCGUCAGAGACCCGGCUGUGAGACCGAAACGAACGGCAGGGGGGGUGGAGCGAGAGGGGAACAAGAAUAAGAAGAAGACGGGAAAGAAAAGCGUGAGGUGAAUCAUCUUGCAGCGCAAAAGUAAAUCAACAUCCUUCGCUGGGAAAAUGCUGAUACGGUGGAAAAGCAAAGAUAAAAGCUCCUCAUCAACGUCGUCGUCGUCGAGCACGUCGAAGAAGAAGCGAAAAGGAAGAGAAAGCGAGGAUGACUGGCAAAAUGAUAAAAGUAACAGGAACCAACCGGCCGACCAAGCAGCGAUCGAUGACAGGCGACGAUCGGCACGAAAUCGCGAGGAUCCUCGAAGGCACACCCUGGGAGGUGAUAUGCUGCAAUACCAGGCACAAGCGCAGCCACCGAACAUCCAGCGAUCGCUUGAGUUUGAGGUAAGUGAACACGCACAAUAACCACGCUUGCCCGUUGCGCAGACACCUCAGAUGCGCGUGUACACGCCGACGAAUCAGGGACCGCUGUUUGACGAUGACCCUGGCAUCAUGUCGGAGGCGGAAACGGCCAGUACCGGGUUCCGGCGUGGUGGUAAACAACGAUCCUCGUUGCCGGUUGUGAGGACACCGUCGAAGACGCUCGAGCGACCGCUAGGGCUCGUGUUCCUGCAGUACCGGUCGGAGACGAAGCGUGCCCUACUGCCCAACGAGAUCACCUCCAUCGACACGGUUCGGGCGCUGUUUGUGCGGUCUUUUCCGCGUCAACUCACCAUGCAGUACCUCGAGGGACCGAACGUGAAGAUUUACAUUCACGAUUCGAGCAAGGACAUGUUCUACGAGCUCGAGGACGUCAGGUCACAUCUGCGGGAAAUUCGAGAUCGUUCCGUGCUGAGGUUGUUUGAGUCGAACGAGGUUAGCGCACCUCAGGUAUUGCCAGGUGGUCAGAACAUUCCACAACCACUGCAACCGGCCGCCAUUCCCAACCAGUGGGACCAGGAACAGAGCUACUUCAGUGAGCCAGAGUUCGACUCGGAAUACCAGCAUCAGCACAUCCACAAAAGCAAGGUAAGCGCAACACGGCGUGCUUUUUGAGUUAAACAACCAACGAAAACGCCCUACUACGUCGGUACAACGCAGACGCUACCGAGAGGAAUGUAUUCGGACAGAACCAAGGGAGCGAUAGAUGGAUACAUGAGCUCCCCGGAACGCAGUGGUGCAUCGAGAGGAGCGUACGAGGAGCCUUACUACAGCCAAUACGGUACACGUUCCGCCACGGUAACGCCAAUUAUCGACGAAGAGCAAGGGGAUAUCUCGAUCGCGGACGAUCAGUACGCCAUGUACGGGGUGAAGAAUGUUGGACGAAUUCCACGAGUGCCACCAAACCAGAUGUACGAUCACACCAGAUCGGAAGACCUCCACAGAAUACGAGUCGAGCACAUGGAGCGACAGUUGGCGAACCUGACUGGACUGGUGCAGAAAGCGCUCACACAAAACCCUCAACUACCGCUAGUUAACAACAGCCCAAAUAUUCUAAACAUUCCUGGACAAUAUCGUAACGGUACGUAUGGUACGGUUUGCACGCGCGAAAAACCACCAAAAUUGGGAAAAUCAACAUGUCAUAAGUCAGUUUCGUUUGAAAAAUCUGUCUCCUUCAGUGAUGAUAUACAAGGUGUGCCAAAAUCUCACAGCCCACAACAUUCUGCGGAUACAAAGCCUCCAAAGCCAGCGAUAAAAUCGUCUACUUUACCCAGAACCUCAUCACAAGAACGUGACCGUCUGAAACCGCCACCACCUCCGAAGCCGCUAGUGAUGAUCGCAGGCAACCAGUAUCGCACCGACCUGACGCUCGCACCGGAAGUCUACAAUCAGCUGCGUGGUUUGCAGAAGAAAGCGAUGGACUUGCGCACGGAAGUGCGCACUUUGCGCCGCCUAACACAAACGCAAGCUGUCGCCGUGCGGGAGGACAUCAAGGAUACGUUUAUGCGAAUUCGUGCCACGCUGCUUUCAAACACAGGCUUUGCGUGGGGACAAGGCGACAAAGAAAGAACAAAUCUCACCAGAGAGGAAGAAAUUUAUAAGCAAGAAGUUAUCCGAUUGGAAAAGGAUCUCGCGGACCUGGAGUCGUCGGUGGAAGGUUUACGUGGAGAGGUGAUCAACAGAAGAACGCGCGUUAAUAUGGUUGCCGUGGAAGAUAUGGCGCUAGUUCUCAGCCGUGCGAGUAAAACCGUUGCCGAGCUGAAGAUGCGCUUCCCUGUUCUUCAGCAAGGGUUGAGAAAUCUUAUUUCGAGUGAAAUGGAGCGCGUCUGUCGCGAGGAAGUGUUUCUCAAGGAUGAACCCGAUCGCCUGGAGAAUGCGUUAAGGCGAUGUAAAAAACUAACCGGAACACUUGUGACGCUCAAAAGACUUGCGAGUGUACAGGAGCAACGGUUGCCAAUUCCCGACACUACGGCAACAGACGAGACGAUCAAACCUCCAGAAACGCAUACCAACGUGAACAAGUUCAACUGGCGAUGGAGUUCUAACUUCAAAGAGGCGAUCAAUGACCAAUCCCAAGUCCCCGUCUGGGGACAGUCGUUGCCAGUGGAGGGAUCGCCCCAGAAAACGCACUCGAUGCUCUGCUAG
Anopheles nili is the source of this 2947-nucleotide messenger RNA. RefSeq names its product coiled-coil domain-containing protein AGAP005037. Lineage: Eukaryota; Metazoa; Arthropoda; Insecta; Diptera; Culicidae. The transcript is spliced from 19 exons. The record is from RefSeq and is a predicted model, not a curated record. Gene Ontology annotation, cellular component: cytoplasm.